Molecule: messenger RNA, 6078 nt
Organism: Cheilinus undulatus (humphead wrasse)
Lineage: Eukaryota; Metazoa; Chordata; Actinopteri; Labriformes; Labridae
Gene: tfe3a
Product: transcription factor binding to IGHM enhancer 3a
Exons: 11
Coding region: 201-1694 (497 amino acids)
Biological process (GO): regulation of transcription by RNA polymerase II
Cellular component (GO): nucleus
Molecular function (GO): protein dimerization activity; RNA polymerase II cis-regulatory region sequence-specific DNA binding; DNA-binding transcription factor activity, RNA polymerase II-specific
Source: RefSeq, a predicted model, not a curated record
CUAAAGUCCCACUCAGCAGUCAGAGACCCGGAUCUGUCAGAGACCCGGACCUGCAGGGACUCGGGCCGUGACUCGUCAGUGACAGAGGCUCCUCAUGUCUCUGCUGUGAUUGUCACUCUUUGAUCCCGCGGUGGCUGCUGGGAGAUAAAGCCCCUCUGUGUGCACCGAGUGGCCGUGAGAUCGUCUCUGUGUGCGGGGAAAUGUCAGCUGCGAGCCCGGAGCAGACCCAGCAGGAGGCCGGGAUCCUCCAGCCGCAGACCGUCUUCGUCAUCCUGGACUCGGCUGAGACCCUCAACCUGGUUCGGGUGGAGUCUGGAAUCGUCGCUGACAUCGAGGUCGACAGUUUGCUGCCGUCAGACAGUGACAUGUUCUACCAGAUCAAGAGCCAGCCAAUCAGCUCACCUGCUGCAGCAUCCUCCUCCUCAUCUUCAUCCUCGCUGCCGUCGGCCAUGUCGUCCAGGGUUUUGUUGCGCCAGGAUCUGAUGCGUCAGCAGGCUCUGGAGGAGGAGCAGAAGGAGGCGCAGCAGCAGCUCCUCCGCUCUGCUGACUCCUCCUCCCCCAUCUCCAUGUCUGUGACCUCCUCCAGCAGGCCUCCUGCUCAGGUCCCUGUGGAGGUGCUCAAGGUGCAGACUCACCUGGAGAACCCCACCAGGUACCACAUCCAGCAGGCUCAGAAGCAGCAGGUGCGUCAGUACCUCUCCACCACCGCCAAGACAGCCAAUCAGGAGCCAGAUGGAACACAGAGCCACUCUCCCCAGCCAGGCUCCGCCCCCAAACUCCAGCCUGCAGACAUCAAACAGAAACAGGAGAUGGAGGAGACCGUCAUCGAUGACAUCAUCAGCCUGGAGUCGAGCCUGAACGAUGAGUUUAUGACGCUGAUCGACUCGGGUCUGCAGCUCGCCAACACGCUGCCGGUGUCAGGGAACAUGCUGGACAUGUACGGCGGCAGCGGAGGGAUGGCCACGCCCACCAUCACUGUUAGCAACAGUUGCCCGGCUGAUCUGCACGCCGUCAAGAGAGAGAUGAGCGAUGUGGAGACCAAAGCUCUGAUCAAGGAGAGACAGAAGAAAGACAACCACAACCUCAUUGAGAGGAGGAGGAGGUUCAACAUCAACGACAGAAUCAAAGAACUCGGAGAUCUCAUCCCAAAAUCCACCGACCCGGAGACGAGGUGGAACAAAGGAACCAUCCUGAAGGCGUCGGUGGAUUACAUCCGUAAGCUUCAGAAAGAACAGCACAGAGUGAGAGAGAUGGAGGAGAGACAGAGGAGGCUGGAGAACACCAACCACACGCUGCUGCUGCGUAUACAGGAGCUGGAGCUUCAGGCUCGCCUCCAAACCCUCUCCUCCUCCUCCACCUCCUCACCCGCUCCAAACUCCUCCUCCUCCUCUCUGGACCCCCAGGCCCUGCUGUCCCCCUCCCUGUCCCAACCGUUCUCCCCCUCCUCCUCCCUGAUGACCCCCUCCCUGGGUCUGGACGCGCUGAGCUUCGUGGAGCUGGACGAGCCUCAGGGGGCGUCGGCCGUCUUCUCCCCCGACCUGAUGAGCGACGUGGGGCUGACAGAGUUCGGAGACAUCCUGAUGGACGAGGGAGGAGGCGGGGGAGGAGGGGUGAUGUCCGACCCCCUGCUGUCCUGCGGGGCGUCCAAGGCGAGCAGCAGGAGGAGCAGCUUCAGCAUGGACGAGGACCUCUGAUGACAUCGUCGUCACACUGCCGUCCUAUUGGCUGCGGCUGAUUUUUUAUUGGAUAGAUUUUUUUAUACGCAGUGACAUCAUCAUCAUCAUCACUGAACCACUGUGACAGAGAAACCAUGAGCCUGAGCAGACCUGAAGCUGAUUGGCUGAACACUGAACAAACUCUCAGCUGAUUGGUCGAUGGAGGAAUGGCUGGUAGGAGCUCCAGGUGGCUGCAGGUGAUACACAGCUCUUCCUUUAUUCACCAAAAUAAAAGCAUUAAAAUGGAAAAAACAGAAAUGGCCUUUUAGGUCUUUUAGUUCAGAUUUAAAUAAUCUGUAGAGAAGUUUGGAGGAUAUAAAGCUGUUUUUAUCAAAUACUCUAGAAAAUGAUCAAUAUGUCCUCAAGUAGAGCCAGAUCUCACUGUGAUGUUUCACAUUAAUUGCCAGUUUUUCCAAAACAUGUCUGCAUCAUUUAUCCGUCUAGUUCUCACUUCAGAGUUCCCAUGAAACGCCUCACAGCAUAUCCAGACUGCGUGUGGUUGACCCCAGUAGUUGAGGAGCUUCAUGGGGACUUUUCCUCAGAUUUCCAGGGAGUUUGGAGGUUUCUGUUAUCAGCCGAUUGUCUUGAACUGAACUUUGACAUCACAUUUUAACUUUUAGAAACUAAACCUCCUUCAUCUGCAGCUCUGGAGCUCCUGCUGAGUUAGAAAAGCAAAGUUUGGUCAUGGUUAGUUUUUUAAACCGGCUGUGUGUCCCUCAGCUCUGUAAAUAUGAAUUUGUACAUAGAGGCAUAGACGUUUAAUCAGUGUGUGCUGGAAACAACGCAUGAGGAGAAAAAGAGAAGAACUGAUUCACUGUUUACUUCUGUUUCUGAUCAGGUUUAUUAAUGAGAAUAUGUUAUUGUUCAUGUGUACUGAUUUAUGCUUGUAUGAGAGGAAACACAAGGGAAAUCAUCUGCUUAUAUUCUUCCUCAUGCUGUCUUUUAUACCCUGCUGUUCACCCACCAGUGGAAACAUUUACUGAUUUAUUUCAGCAAAAGCAAAGAUCAGUGAUUCAUGUCUUAACCAGUUUUACUGUUCUCCAUUUAAAGACUGCUCAUCUUCAGGCUGACUAGAUCAUUUACAAAUAUUAACCAGUUUAAAAUCCAUGAAAGAUUACAGACAUGAGGAUAAUUUUCACCUGAUAAUCCUCUAAACCUACAAGAUGACGCAGCCAGAUCUUGAGGCCACACACCUGCUGUUUGUAGUUACAGAUCUCACAGAAUCUCGCGUGAUCAAACGAGAGUUCAGAAGAAUGAACAAGGACGACUGAAGCCUGCAGCUUGCUGGUGUCAUUGUCAUAAUUCCACAAGCUUUUCAGUUUUUUAACAUCUGGUUGAUGAUGCUCUGGUCUGCCUGUUCUUAUUGGCUGUUGUGGGUAUUCUACCAGGGGCAGCCUGAUCUGGGAAUAUCACAUUUGUUUGAUAUUAACCAGAUCGUGUGGCACAACACACUUAAUGAUUAUACUGCCAAAUAUCUGGUAAUAUAUGAUAUGGAUAAAGAAUUGAAUGCAACAAACCACAUCGUCUAGUGCACAGCCAGACUCAGACACAAACCAGCUGACUUUUAUGACUCCACAGUUCAUUCAGAAAGCUAAGUUCUGUGUAUGAAUUAAAUCAUAAACUUUAAAUAAAUGUAGGCUAUAAAUAGCACUGUGUAGAAAUAAACUAUUGAAAAGUAUAACAUUUUAUUUUGGACCAAAUAAAACAAAAGUGCCACAAGCAAAAUAUUCAAAAGUUUAAAAAAAGGUAUAAUAUUUCUGUCCUAACCAUCUAACCCACUCAGUAUAUGCAAAAUUAUAUAUUUUUAACCUGAAUUACUAGCUACGUGCUAGAUUAGCUAGCUGUGUAGAUAUAAAAUGUAGUAAAAGUCUUGACAUUUAUUUUUUGACUGAAAAGCAAAAUGUUCAAAAAGUAUUUCAAGUACUUGUUUGGCUAUCCUAACCCUGACCCGCUGUAGCUUCGAAGUCCAAAGGUGGCUAACUGUUAGCAACAGCUAGCUCUUAUCCAUCAUACUGUUUUUAACUAACAGCAAAGUUAGCUAGCUGGUUAAAAAAAUCUUUCAAAAAUAAUGCUGCAUUCCAUUUACCUCGGAAGAGCUGGGAAUGACGUCACACCCGAGUUGACGGCGUUCCAGUAAACAAGUCAGAAAACCUGUUGUUGUUACUAUUGUUGUAACGUUUAGCCAUUGUUAGUACCAUGUCCACAGAUAGACGUUGGACAGCACUACAUGCACCACUUAUUUAAUUUCACAAAAACAAAACAGAAGUGCUAAUGAAUAAUAUAUUAUGAGAGCUUUCACUACUGUUGAUGCACGACGCUGCCAUCUUGGAUUAUGACGUUGUGGUCAAGUCGGGAGGUGAGGAUUGUCAGAUUUUCAGAGUCGGAAAUCCGACUUCAGGGGGCGUUCCAGAUGAAAUUUCCGACUGGGAACUGGAAAUUCUGACUUCCCAGUACAACUGGAACGCAGCAUAAAAGAAGAACAUUUUACUUUGGACAACAUGAAACAAACGUGCUGCCGAAAGUAUAAAAAAGCUAAAAUAGUUUUUAAACACUUGAUUAGUUUAUCCUAACAAAUAUAUAUAUAUAUAUAUAUAUAUAUUUUUUUUUUUUUUUCUUAAAUAAAUUGCUAACUGUUAGCCCCAGCAGGCUACUAUCUUAGCCACUUUAGCUGAAUAUUAGAUUCACUAGCUGUAUGAAAAUUUUAUGUUAGAAGUAAAAUAGUUCAAAUAAAAAGUAUGAGAAAGUUUUACUGCCAUCCCAACUCAAAUCCACUAAUAUUACCACUAUAUUUUAUUUGGUUAAAUACCAUUUUCAUGGCUAACUGUUAGCUGUAGUUGGCUUUUGUCCAAAGACUCCAUUAGCUGCAUGCUAGGCUAGCUAGCUAUGUAAGAAUAAACUGAAGAAUAAGAGCAUUUUAUCAGGACUAAAUCAAAUUAGCCUGCACAUCAGAAUGUUCAACAAUGAUUAAAAAAGUUAAAAUGCUCAUCAGGCUAACCUGACUAUUAACCUGCUGUAGCUAUUAAGGUGGCUAACUGUUAGCAACAGCUAGCUUUUAUCUGUCAUUCUGGUUUUAGCUGAUGGUGAGGUUAGCUAGCUGCAUGUGUCAAAACAAUCUACCAGAAACAAAAGAAUAACAUUUUAUUUUGAACGAAAAACUGCUGAGAAAGUUUUAAAAGCUAAACACUUUCUGGGUUUCUCCCAUUGUUUGUUAAUACUUUCUAAGGAGGAACUGUGGUAGCUAACUGUUAGCCACAGCUGGCUUUCGUCUCCCAAACACAUUAGCUACUAGCUAGCGAGGUUAGCGAGCUUAAAACUGAUGAUUUGUGAAGUCUGAUGUUUGUUUUCUUGGUUAAACUAGUUUAGCCGGAUAAUUCUCUGACACUUAGCCGCUCUAUGAUCUCUCUGUCCCCCGCUAACUGCUAGCUGUUAGCUCCUCUCUUUAUUUUCUAAUGAGCAACUGAACAAAGCUUUUUCUGCAGCUGCUAGCUUUAUUUACAGAAUAUAAGUUUAACUGAUGAGGUAGCUGGUUGCGAGGUUGUCUUGUGUCCAGGAUUUUUAACUUUGGUAUGAUCUCAGUAAAAAUCAGAUGGUAGUGAUAUCUGUUUGAUACUGCAGCAACAAAAACACAGACACCGUAGACGCCCGAUACUCAGAGAUUUGUUGUUUUUAUAAUCAAAAUUUACAGGCAAACACUGCAAUCAGUCUAAAUCACACAAAACCAUCAACAACAGUUAGAAAUGAAGGUUGAAGUAGGGUGGCAAGAAGGUUUCUCCUUCCUAUUUGAGAGUUUACCUGCAAUUUGUUUUGAUAAUUUAUAACAAGAAGUAACCCGAUACUGGGCACCGAGGACUUCUGUUUUAGUUCCUGGGAAUCAAACAGGUAGUACAGUCACUUGAUUUUGACUGAGUCAAAUCAAAUUUAAAGUUCUGUUAUCACAACCCAGGGUCGAGACAUUUCAGAUCAUUUUACCGUGGUUUGUUUUUUACUUGGUAUGAAAAAGAAACGGCCUCCUCCAAACUUUACACUUUGAAAUAUGAAGUUUGAAGGUGCCAUGUUGGAGGUUUGGGCUCCACACUGUUUCCUCUGUUAAUAAUCAAUGUUUAUAACAUACUUUUAAUCAUAGCACUGUCUGCAGACGAUGUAUGUGAUACAACACAACACAGGUUACCAUGGCAACAGCAGACUGACAGAUCCACCUCUCCUACAUAAAGGGAUUUUAUUUGUUUGUUUUGAUUUCUGACAUGUUUACAAAGUUUCUGUGCAGCAUGUUGUCUGAUUAUGAUCUUUAUGUUCCAUCAAACAUGUUUUUAUAGAGUCUUUAUGUGUCGAACUUUUAUAUAGAAAUAAAAUCAUUUAAGAAUGA